AUGCUGCGAGAGCGACGCAGCACUUGGCACGGAAUUGUUGAGGCAAACAGUGGAUUGCAUUUGAGUGACGAGCACUUAUGCUCACGUGUUGUGGAUGCCACGUUGCCUGUGCUGGCUGCCAUCGAAGAUGCCAGGUCACGCAUGCCGGUUGCACCGCCCAAGGACUUGCUGGAUGUGCCUGGAAUUUUUACUUGCCUCGGAACAGAGAACCUUUCGCGGCACCAGAGCAUUGCAUUGUUAACGUGUUUGCUAAGCUGCCGGGACAUCGUGUCGAUGCAGAAAUUAGGUGCUUGGAGUCGCCUUGUGGAUUUUCCACGUGAACACGAUGUUUAUGAUGUCGCUGCACGCCUUUGGGAUGUACACAUGUUGAGAUCGGACUGUGAAUGGCAACCUGGCAGUGGCUACGAAGAUCGCGCCGAUGUUGUGGCUGUCCUUGAUAUUUUAUGGGGACGCACAGCUCUGGUCGUGGAAGAGGAUGGCGAACUACAGCAGCGACGAGGCAAGUUGGAUGAGGCGGAUGCUAUGGUUCUGCGCUGCUUGAUGCGCAGGUAUGGCUGGGAGAGGAGUUCUCCGGCUUUGGAAGGACUGCGCAGCCAUCACAAUCCAACGGUGGUGCGAGACUUGCGUGAGUCCAGGAACGGCGUGUCUCCAGUGGUAUUGCAGCUUCAUGAUGACAUCGUGGAAUGGCAACGCGAUAGCGAUUGCAUGCGGCUGCCGAGCAUGGAGGAGCAGCGAACGCUUUCCCAGAGGAUUCAAAACUACUUGGAGAAAGACAAGAAAGUUAGAGUCGAUUCCAUGAGGCAAGCUUUUCCUUCUGAUGUGGUUUCAGUGCAAGCAUUGCAGUUGGACUGCUUGGAGUUGUCGGAUGACAUGGAAGGUGGAGUGAAAUGGCGAUCGGAGAUUGAACGCAGCUUGAUGUACUCCAUCCCCGGUUGGCACGAAGGCUAUGUGCCACAGCCGUCAUUUGUGCCAUUGACGGAGUUGCUUUGUUUUGAGGAAGAAUCGUCGUCUCCUUCAUUGCUGGAGGAUGUUUUCUUGGUUCUGGAAAAUGUGAACAUGCCUUUUGCCAUCAAGUUGCAACGCGUGGCUGCCAUGUUGGAUUGCACGCCAACUAUCAGCGGCAUUGGGGAAGCUUUGGCUCGCCGUCUCCUCUAUCAUAGCAGUGAUGAUGUUGAAGAACCUCUGGAUCGGUAUGUUUGCCGCCUGUGCCACUUCAGCGCCGACAACCAGAAGGCCUUUCAUGAGCAUCUUGUGGAGAAGCAUCGUGGAGCAGGGGAUGAGAGUCGAGUGUUGAUCGAAUACCGCAAGAAAGUCAUUGGCUUGCUUGAGCACAUGGGUCCUGAUGUGCCUUCCUUCAGCACACAGCGCCGAAUCAUUGAAAAUGCUGAUGAGAGAUUGCGGCAGCCCCAGCCGGGUGGCCGUGAAGAGUCCGCUUGCGUGGUGUGUGCUCGGCGGUUUUGGAAGGAUGAGUUGAAGCUGCUGUUUCUCUUUGAAGACCCGACUGGACGGGAGGAGAGAAGUUCGACUGUGAUUGAUGCUAUUCCUGGGAAUCAGCAGGAACGUCUUUGUCGCUUGUUGGGAGUCGAGCGGUACAAGAGACGUUGGCCGCACAUCGAUGAGGAUGAGCUUCGGAGGUCAGCAGUGGAACACCCAUACCUUGCAGGGCAAUUUUUGCUCUUGCACAAGCGGCGCAUGCCGGCCGAUGUGAAGGAAGCUUCUCUUGUUUGCAAGGAAUGCAAAGGCCCUCUCACUGCAUCGACAAUCACGCUGCCGAGGCUCAGUUUAGCAAAUGAUCUAUGGAUGGGGGCGCAGCCACCAGCCCUGCGCAACUUGGCUUCGGCGACAAAGCGGCUUCUGCCAAUGACUCGGGCAUGCAUGCAAGUGGUGGUUCUUCAGCCUGCCCACUUACAACGUGAGGAACGUCAGCAUGGCUUCAUUGGCAACACAAUCUUUUUGCCGCAAGCACGGCCGUCAGCAGUGCUGUCAAGCCUGCCACCAAAGGAGCUCGACAUGCAGGACACAUUGUUGUUCGUGCUGGUAGGCGGACAGAAGAGUCAGGUGCGUGGCUCUACAUUGCUCAAAGCUCCAAGAGACGAGUACACGGCGGCAGUGGAGUGCUUGCGAAGGACGAGCCCUUUUUACGCAGCCGUCGAAGUGCGCCCCGAUGGAGAAGAUGUUUUGGAUGGAUGCGUGCUCGAGACCGCUGAAGAUUCAGCUCUGGCACAAGAGCUGUUGCAGAAAGGGCCUGCUGAUGCCCAGGGGCAAGAGUCUGAAGUGGAGGGGGAGGACGCACAGAAGGAGGCCACUGGAGAAGAAGCAGUAGAUCGAGAUGAUGCUUCAGGCCAUUUGGUGUCUUGCAUCGUCGGUUUGAAUGAUGCGGCUGAUGAGAAAAACAAAUGGGUUCGCGUCUUGAAAGAUGUGGAGGAAGUGUGUGUGCGGCAAAGGGGUCAACGGCAGAGUUCAGCAGCCGCUGUUAUGCGAAAUCGAGCGAACAAUGAGCUUGGGGCGGCAGAGGCAUCUGAGACUCAAUUGCUUGGCCGUGAAGGUGUGCAAGAGCAGCAAACCUUGCACAAGAUCCGGCGUAUUCAGAAGGUCGCCCGUGGAACUGCUGAGAGUGAUCGACAAGCUGAAGCUGCCAUGUUCCAGGUCAAACCGUCCAAGCUUGUGGUGCCGACCCAGGACACUUUGCUGCCAGUCAUGUAUGAUGUUCAUCGACGUCUUCACUUGAUGCGAGCAACAAAAGCGCAUGUGAUGCGCCGAGGUUUUGGCAAGCAUUGUCGAGUCAUUUCAGAAGUGAGCACGGAGCAGCUCUUGCAGGCAAUGGCCCUGCACGGCGACAACUCCGACCUGCGAGAGCUCCUCCGAGACCCACAGAUCGAUGUGUCCUUGAAGCGUGCUCUAGGUGGUGUUCUGCAAGCGACCUCGAGCAUUAUCGGCAUGGAAGGGCACCGAAGUCAGAUCAGGUUGAGAGGUCACGCCGCAGGGUGGCACUAUGGGUCUGCCCAUUUGUUCGUCACCCCGAACCUCGCAGACAUCCGCUCCCCGCUUCUCCUACAGCUACAUCUGCAGAGCACAGUUGGCACUGUGGACGAGUGCGAGGUGGCCUUAGACUGGGAUGUCGACGUGCCUUCAAUGCCUACUGCAGCAGCAAUGCGACGGAUUGUUGCCAUGGACCCUGUCUCCCAAGCGCGCUGCUUUGCGCUCAUGAUGGACAUCUUCUUUGAGGCGAUUUUGGGCAUUUUGCCACCGUUGAAGCGUGAGAGCUAUCGAGCAGGGAUGCAUGCAACGUUUGAAGAUGGUGUUGCUAGCUCUUUGCAGGGUGGUGUUUUUGGAGAUGUCGCAUCUUUGAGUGGGCCGUUGGAGACGCAAGGGCGUGGUUCUCUUCACCCACACAUUUUGGUCGUUUUGCUGGGGCAUGAUUUGGGCAAUCGUUUGCGAAGUAUCAUGCAUCGCAUCCGCCACGGUGAGCUUGUCGUUGAAUUGAGACGCUGGAGCCAACGAGUCCUGGAGGCCGUUCAACGCUUCAAGUAUGAUUCUCAAUUGGUUCUUGCAGAGCAAUUGGGAACUUCACAGCCGCCACUUCCUUUCAACGAGCGUCAGCGUGCAGAAUGUGGUCGGCAGUAUGAGACGUGUGCGUUGAUGCCCACAGAGCCAGACGGUCACGAACUGGCCGCAGGCUCGCGCCUGACUUUGACAGGCUGCUACGCAUCUUUGAGGCCAAGCUAUCAAAGACGACAGCAGCAUGCAAUUGGUGACGGUGAGAUCUGGAAACGCAAAUUUUGCGAAGAUUACCGACGUUUGGUGAUCCAAAAUCACUUUCACAAGUGCACAAAGUCCUGUUUCAAGAAGAAAGCUGUCAAAGGCAAGCGUGGCUGUCGCUUUGGAUGUUUUCACAUUGAGUUAAUCCAGGACGAUGAAGGGAAGCAGAAAAACUUGUGCCGCAAAGGUUGGCCGCGAGUGGAGAAGGCUUGCUUUUCCAGGUUGCAAUAUGAAACGCAAGAUUUGGCAAAGCUGGAGGAGUUCAAGAAUGAGAAUCCGCAUGUUUUUCAGGCACAGCGAGAUCAUCCUUUUGAAGGCAUGUCAAAUCCCGUGGCACAGGUGGUUAUGCGUUGCAAUGUAGAUGUGAAAUACCUUGGCCGAGCUUUCGCUGAAGAUGACCUGACGAAGUUCUCUGGUGGUGGCAUGUGCUCAGACUCAAACACUCCAUUGUCUGCUGCUGUUUCUUCGAGCAUGGAAGUGCACAGUCCAGGUGCUAUGCGUCCUGAUGCGUCACAGCCUGUGGCCGGUGUCUUGCAACCGGAACUGUCCGAGCAGGAACCGUGCAACAUGGAUGUCACGCAACAGGACGAUGCUUUGGAUGACACUGUCCAUGGGGAUGAGAAGCGCAGAAAGAUGUCCAAGUCAAAGUCUACAUUGCUGGAUGUUCAGAAGACGAACAACAUGAGAAUGGCACUUGAACGGGUGCUGAUCGAUAUGUCGCGUGACAUGCAAGAUGUUGGUUUCUACACUGGCGAAUACGCUGCGAAGAAGUUUGAAAUUUCCAGGAGCAUGCUUCCAGAGCUCUAUGCAGGAGUGCAGAGAUUGGAGGAGGAAGAAAAACAGCGGCAGGAAGCUGCUUUGGAAGAUGGGAGCAGGGAGGCUGCAGAUGCGAAGAAAAAUCCGGGCAUGAGUUCCCAGCAGAGCCGAGCGCUGAGCAUUUUGCGUCGAUUGGCUUUUGGCAUGAACCGUUGUGUGGCCAAGUCCAACGGUGAGAUGGCAUAUCAGUUGCUGUAUGAACAGGAGCAGUAUGUAACCUAUCGGGGCUACAACAUGUUCUUUCGAUAUGUUCCUUUUGCAAUCAUGCGGUGCAGAGAAGAAGCAAUUGCAGGAGCGAUCGCUGAUGCACCGCACCUCAGCGCGGCUCCAGUGGACUUUGUGACCGACACGGACGACGCGCCUGUUGCUUUGGAUGAAAUAGCUGAGGUUAUGGAGGAUGAAGGUGAAGCACCUCGGGUGAAGCAAGUUGUUGUGCAGUUCAAUCAGAAGGAUGACUACCUGCAUCGUGGUUCCUCAGUUUUGCUGCGGUGCAUGUCGUUGGUGAUGUACUCAAGAUUUGUCCGCAGGGUGCCGCGAGCCAAAGCUGGUAAAGUUGAUGGUGUGAAGUUUUUUGCUUUCGACGAACACUACCCGCAUCAUGCAUCAUCUGUGCAGGAGGUGAGAGCUACUGAUGACAACGUGGUUGUGCCUUCUGAUUUGCAUCUGCCACAGGACGCAGAGGUGCAGAAGUAUGCCGCUCAUAUGCUUGGACUUUGUUUUCCUUUUCCAACUUGCAGUGGUGAUUGCAGCGACUCGUACAAAUGCUUUUCCUGUCAUAGCAUCGAGAAGAAUGAGAAGGAAUGCAUGAUUUUUGGUCGUUUUGCGCCGCAGUGGAAACAUUGGAAAGCUUGCAUGGUGUUGCGUCGUGAAGCGGCACAAGAGCGCAUGUUGGCAGGCUUGUCGAUGCCGGUGAUUCGAGAUGUGAUUACAGUCCGCAGGUACGUGCCUCGCAUGGAAAGCAGUGGAGCAACGGUUCCUUUGGAGUUUCUGAAAUUUGUCCUGGACAAGAAGUUGCGCCCUCGCGACUGCCGGAUGCAUGAUGUUGUUCGCAUUGUGGAACGUAUUGCUUGGUGCUUGGGCGUUGCCUUGAACUAUCAUUACACUCAGCUGUCUCCUCUGGAAUUCCUUUGCGUUGUCCAGACUACUUGGUUGGAGCGUUUCGAGCAACACCAUGCUGCGCGCCGGAUCAGCAGCAGUCGUCGUCGAGCUGAACGCUUUGCUUUGAUGACAAAGGUGGAAGAUGACGACCUGGAGGAUGAUGCUGCGCCUCCGGACAUUGAGGGGGACGAAGUGGAAGAUGACUUGCGGCAGCAGGACGAGUUGGAACGCAUGGAGCGAGCACAGUACACUUUGGACAAAGAUGCUUUGCAGGAAGCAUUGUUUCGAGAGCAGGAUUGGAUGCGGGUCUUGGGGAAUCCUCGUGCUACGGUGCUGAAAGAUACUCUCCGUCAUCUGCGUGACUUUGUCAAUGCUUUGGGAGGAGUACCAGAUGCAAGGACUGGGAUGGGCAUUCGAAGUUCUGGUUCCUCUGGGGUUGAACGCACGUGGACGUCGGCGGAUGCUGAAAGAGGCAUGACUUUGCAGAAGCAGUACUUGGAAUUCUGCGCCGGAGGCAUGGCAGAGGAAGAAGAUGACAUGCCAGUAGACACCUUCGAACCAUUGGAAGAAGCCCUGGAGCCGUUUUUGGUUGCACUGAACAAUCGCUGCAUUGGACCUGGCGACUAUGCAGCAGAGCUUGCCAUCAACUACACACUCAAUCGGCAACAGAUUUUGGCAGUGGCGCCCAUUGCUUGGGUCAUGGAGCAAAUGUGGCUGAAUCGCUCCAACCUGGACUCCAUGAUGGCCGAUGGAGCUGCCACCGAAAGCUGCAACUGUUUGUGGUUGGGCGCUGGCGGCUCUGGCAAGACGUACGCCUAUGCCAAGGUGCUGCGGCCAAUGUUCCGCCGAUACUUCGGCGAUGCUGGUUACAUUGUGGGAGCCCCAACACACGCCGCGGUUCGCCUGCUUGGGCCAGAAGCCAAGACCUUGCACAAAUGGGCGAAUGUGAGCCCGAACAGUGGCCUCAAUCGACGCUCACUGCGUUCAGCCAAGAGCAAGGGCGACCCGAUUGAGAAGAAGAUCAUCGAGGUCAUGGCUGUGCUCUUGGACGAACUCUCAAUGAACCCGCCCGAUGUGUACCAUGCGGCAGGAUUUCGGUUUUCUUUGUUACGGCAGGAACGGAUGAUGUUGGACAUGGGAUGCUACUUGGAUCAGUGGUUCGGCAAGGUGCCCAUUGGCGUGCAGCUGGGCGAUUUUUUGCAGCUGCGCCCAACCGCACAGCGCUUGCUGUGCGAGUGGCACGCCGCCCAACGUGCCACUGACAGCAUGGCUGCAGCUGCCAGCGAGGACGAAGACCUUGGAGAGGACGAAGCAGCGCAGCAGACCAGCAAUGCAGCUGAGCUUGGCCGGAUGCUGUUCAAGAAUUCCUUGCAGCGAGUGGUGCACUUCACAGGGUCGGGGAGGUUUUCCACUUGCUCAUCUGGGCAACAGCUUGUGGAAAUUUUGUUGGCAAUGCGAGAAGGCAAGAAGAUGUCGGAUGCUUUGUGGGCAGCGUUGGAAGCAAGAUCCUAUAGCACAGCGCAGCUGCAGGCCGACGAACUGCGGGGACGUUUGUUGGAUGCCCACUGGGGCGGUCUUGCUUGGGAGCAAGUGGCUCGUCUACAGCAUGUUCGCGUUGGUUUGGAGGCAAAGGAAAGGAAGAAAACUCUUUACCUCGUGCAAGCCAUCGAUCGAGCUACAGGUCCCAAUGAUCUCACAAGGGAACAAAGCAUCAGCGCACUGCAGAUUGUGAACAUGACCAAAACGCACUAUCUUAUGGGGAUUUGUCCGCUGUACGAAGGCAUGGCUGCGCGCAUCAGUUGCAUUUUGGAUGUUCCACUUUUGAGCCGGGAGCUCCCAGUUAUUGUCCGGUCUGUCAAGCUACAUCCCAAAGAGCCAGCAAUUGAGGAUGACUGUGGCUGUGUUGUUUUGAAGUAUCAGCCAGUGGCAGUUUUGGUUGAGAUUGAUGAUCCCAAUUACAAGAACAUUCAGCUGCCUGGCGACUUGGCACCGCGGGGCCAUGUGUUGCUUCGUGCAGUUGCUUCGGACAAAGCCUGGAAUUUACAAGUGGGUCCGAAGCAACACGUUCCGGUGAUUCGCAAGCAAAUUCCCUUGGCUCCUCGAUGUGUUUUGACGCACUAUGGCUUGCAGGGCAUCACUGGCGAAGAACGGACUUGUUGCUUUCUUGUCGAAGCCAUCUUGGAUGAAGGAUCCCGACUAUGCUCUGGCGAUUUAUGUCAUGUUGUCGAGGCCAAGAAAGUUGGAUGA
Molecule: messenger RNA, 7920 nt
Organism: Cladocopium goreaui
Lineage: Eukaryota; Dinophyceae; Suessiales; Symbiodiniaceae
Source: the annotation of a GenBank genome assembly